AGCGGUACUACCGAGGUGUGCCGCUAGGUGUCGCCCACAGCCCUGGCUUGCGGUAAGGAAGACAGUGACAGACGGAAGAGGAAAGGCGAGAUCGCACAUCGAGGCUUGGUGCGCAUAGCUGGGCUGAGGUCAGCCCUGGAGUGAAGGGUGAGCGGCGUUUGGUGCUUUACUGACAAUUAGGUUUUCAUGCAGGCUAUGCAAUGACUGGAGUCAGAUUAUCCCUAAGGGUCUUUAGUAACCUGCAUUUGUAUUCACGGAUCUGUCAAAAACCUGUUUUGUUUACAUACAGUACUUCCCAAUGCAGUACGUGUUGGACACAUCAAAGACACCUGUCACAGUAUUUAACAAACUACAGCCACACAACCAAUGGUUUGUUCCAUGCGGUUUCUGGUAAUUUACUGGCUACACCCCCAGGAACUAUCUGUUUAUAUAAUAGUGUCAGGCACAAAAGUAAGAAAAGUAAAAAAAAGAAUACACCAGAUGUAACUGAUGAGGAUGAAGAAGAUGAUGAUGAAAAAGAGAUUGAUCCAGAAGAUAGCGACUAUGAAGAUGAACCAGUGGAAGAUCCCACCAUCCCCAAGGACUAUAAAGAUUUAGAAAAGGCUGUGCAAUCCUUUCGCUUUGAUGUCAUCUUUACUGCUGGAUUAGACAUAUCACGGCACAAAGUGGAAGACGCAUUUUACAGUGGCAAGCUUCGUCUGAAUGGAGAAAAGCUGUGGAAGAAAAGUAGAGCGGUUAAAGUUGGAGACAUUUUGGAUCUAAUUGUAGAAGAAAACCGUGAAGCUGAAACUAUGACAGUUAUGAGAACUAUGCUAAAGGAAGUACAAAAAGAAAAAACAUUAACAGACAGAUACAAAGUUGUGCUGAGGCGAUGGAAAAAACUGACCAUUCCAAAGUCUCCCGAACCUCCAAAGGCUACAGAACCACCAACGUCUCCAUUGUGAUCAUUGUGUACCGAGAUCUGACAAUUUCAUAAAAAAAAAAUAAUAAAAAACAUUUUUACUGUGUGCACCUGCAUGAUAAAUUAUCACGACUACUAAAAAGUGGUUCAGAUUUUGCGGCUAGAGUUUUUAUUUUGGAUCUUAUAGUUAAGUAGACACUGCUUUUAAUUUUACAUAUGAUAAAUGCUAAAGUCCUUUAAA
This is a messenger RNA of Rana temporaria (common frog), 1142 nucleotides long. RefSeq names its product mitochondrial transcription rescue factor 1 (gene MTRES1). The record is from RefSeq and is a predicted model, not a curated record. Bases 201 to 944 code for a protein of 247 amino acids. The transcript has 4 exons. Gene Ontology annotation, molecular function: RNA binding. Lineage: Eukaryota; Metazoa; Chordata; Amphibia; Anura; Ranidae.